AUGAUUGAUGAACAAUCCACGUCAGGAAAUCUUCCCAAUUCUCUCGCCUCAAGUUACUCUCGAUCUGUACCAGAUUUUAUGGGCCGUAAGCGCAGUCAUAAAUCAUUUUCUCAACUCACCUUAGAAAGCAACAAUCGACGCUGUGGUCUGGUGUUCUUUGAUCAAGAUCUUGACAACCACAAAUUCCAUUCAUCAAACAGUAUGGACAAAAAAUCAAGCAAGUCCAAUUGGAUACGGGGUCAAUACUCAGAUUGCUGGUGGGUAUCGAAUUUCAAGGAAGAAGAUCUUCAGGAGAAGAAAUGUCCCGCGUCACCCUCACUAGGUCAUGGUUCCGCCUCCACAACAUCAGAUGAUUUCUUCUCUUAUAGGGAGUCAAAUGACGACUCUCACUCUUCUAGUGGCCUUGGAACCCCUUCUUCUACUCAAAGUACGGCUUGUGGUUCAUUUGCCAGUAGGAAAACUAUCUCACUUCGAACACCCUGCAACAAAAUGAUUACAUAUUAUGAUAAACCUCUUCCUCCGCCUAAAUGCCCUCUUCCACCUAUUCCUCAUUCUGAUCACCCUUGUCAACCCUCGCCCGUCAUUCAACAUACAUCCGAGAAACCUAAAGUUCAAAUGAACAUCACACCUAGUACUACUAACUCUACCUUACCAAAAUAUCUACGUCGGCCAAUAUCCUUUAUCACACCUAAGCCUCGGGAAAGUAGUCCUAUACGUUCCGCUCCGAUUGUGACCUCUCCCUUGUCUUCGCGCAUAAAUCCACGUCCAUGCAUUACUCCAGACUUGAAGCGUUUGGGCAAUUCUAGUACUUACUCGUUCAUCUUACCUAAAUCUGACAUACUCAAGUCAUCGGGAAAACGAUGGAAGAUCAAUAAAUCGACUUCCUCACGCUUUCGUUCCUCACCUCCCCCACCAACCACCAAGGCGAGACGUUCAAGUUUGGGAAGUUUGACCGAUGACCCUUUUAGGGCUGAUCCGUUGGUAAUCUACAAGUAUCGACCAACAUUUACUCCGAUAAAUUCUUCGGUUUCCGAUCAAGACGAAUCAUGUUCACCUCGUCCUGAUAGAAAUCUGAUUGAAAGCUCAGAAAGAUCUACAUCACCUUCGACUAAUCCAUCUUCUAUUUGUGAAUUAACUGAUUCAGUAUCUUGUUAUCAUACAGCUGAAACUGAGAUUUCUGAAUCAACUAUUCAAACAAUUGAAGAAUCUGAAAUCAUAAAAGAAAAAGAUAAUUUAUCUAAUUUUCCAGAAACUUUUGUUUUCGCUCCAUUAAGUAGACUUGAUGGCUUUUUCAAUAGUCAUCCUAGAAGAAGAUCAGGAAUCCCAUCAAAAGCUUUUACAUUACAAAUCUCACCUGGACCAAGUAAAACAACCUUUAAACCUGGUGAUCAAUUCAAACUUGGUAUUAUACUUGGAAAUCAACAAUUUGAUGAAAUCCGAGUUAAUUUAAUUGGAACUUCUACUUCUACUCGUGGUAAUCGAGUUUUACAUGAAUUUCUUAAGAUGGAAGAAAAACUAAUUGAAGAUAAAGAAGAAAUACAAUUAAUGAUUCCUUUACAAAGAUCUUGCCUUUGUGGUGAAUGUGAGAAGGAAAAAGGAGUUUUACCAGAUAGUUUAGUUAAUGAAAACGUUUUUGUUUCUUAUCAUUUAAAUGUUAGAGGAAUUAAAAAAGCUCGUUGGUCUAGAGAUGAAAAGGUUCAAGUUAGCUUAAUGGUCAAAUCGAAUCACCUUUUCUCCUAG
Messenger RNA from Melampsora larici-populina 98AG31, 1740 nucleotides. RefSeq lists its product as uncharacterized. The transcript has 3 exons. The coding region runs from base 1 to 1740 and encodes 579 amino acids. The record is from RefSeq and is a predicted model, not a curated record. Lineage: Eukaryota; Fungi; Basidiomycota; Pucciniomycetes; Pucciniales; Melampsoraceae.